AUGUUCACCCUGAAAAAGCUGGCCGACGGCGAUGUAUCACCCAACAAGGUAGAUCUCGGUAUUGGUGUUUAUAGAAACGAGCAAGCUGGUUAUCAUGAGCUAGAGGCUAUCAAACAGGCUAAGAAGAUUCUGGACGAGAGAAAUCCUGGCCACGACUACGAAGUCACUGUUGGAAACCCAACUUUCCUAAAGCAUGCUGUUCGACUGAUUUUCGGCUCAUCCAGUCAGGUGCUUCAAGACAAGAAGGUAGCCUCCGUCCAGACCAUCUCCGGAACAGGUGCCAAUCACAUAGGCGCGCUCUUUCUAAGCCGAUCCGCCAAGUUCUCCGGCAAGACCGCGUAUGUCGGGAUUCCGGCUUGGGGCAACUACGGCCCCAUAUUCCGUCUUGCUGGGCUAGAGGUUGCCAAAUACGAGUACUAUGAUAUUCAGAAUGGCGUGCACUUCCCUGAAAUACCCCAACUCGUGCGAACGGCACCAGCGAAAAGCAUUUUCGUUCUCCAGAGUUGCUGUCACAACCCCACAGGAGCCGACCUCACGAAGGAACAGUGGGACGAGUUAGCCGAAGCGUUCAAGAAUCAUGAUGUACUGCCCUUCUUCGACAUCGCGUAUCAGGGUCUCGGGGCAGGCAUCGACGAAGAUGUAUAUGGUAUCCGGCGCUUUGCCGAGUUGGGGCUCGAGUUCGUGGUAGUACAAUCGUUUGCGAAGAACUUCGGACUGUAUAGCGAGCGUGCUGACGUUCUACAUAUUGUGGGAAAAGAUGAAGAAAAUGCUCGCAAUAUAGGUGAUCAGUUGCGUUGCCUGGUUUGA
Molecule: messenger RNA, 807 nt
Organism: Annulohypoxylon truncatum
Lineage: Eukaryota; Fungi; Ascomycota; Sordariomycetes; Xylariales; Hypoxylaceae
Product: pyridoxal phosphate-dependent transferase
Exons: 3
Coding region: 1-807 (268 amino acids)
Biological process (GO): amino acid metabolic process; biosynthetic process
Molecular function (GO): pyridoxal phosphate binding; transaminase activity
Source: RefSeq, a predicted model, not a curated record